Saprolegnia parasitica CBS 223.65 is the source of this 1251-nucleotide messenger RNA. RefSeq lists its product as hypothetical. Gene Ontology annotation, molecular function: RNA binding; pseudouridine synthase activity. The record is from RefSeq and is a predicted model, not a curated record. NCBI's taxonomy places the organism in Eukaryota, Oomycota, Saprolegniomycetes, Saprolegniales, Saprolegniaceae. Gene Ontology annotation, biological process: pseudouridine synthesis. The transcript is spliced from 8 exons. Bases 1 to 1251 code for a protein of 416 amino acids.
AUGAGCAAGAAGGAAGCGAAGCGGCUCGAGAAGAAGCGGCAGCGCUCCGAGAAGAAGGCUGCGCUCGUCGCCGACGGAAGCUGGACGAACCCUCGGAAGCGGCGAGGUCAGCGCGAGUUCCACUGCGAGAUGCGGGACGACAUCGAGGCCAUGGCGGCCGAGACGAGCACGACGACGACGACCGACGGCUACCGCCACGUCGCGCCAUAUAUGCACACGUUCCAGGUGCACGUCAAGGCGCGCUGGUUCGGCAAGACGCUUUUAGACCUCUUCCUCUCCGAGUUUGGCGGCUUUGACGUGUCGUACUACACGCAGGCCAUCGAGACAGGCAAGAUCACCGUCAACGGCGCCAUCGCAACGACGACAACGUUGGUCCGGGACGGCGACUACCUCGAGCACAGCAUGCACCGCCACGAGCCGCGUGUCCGUUCCUUUCGCGCCAGCAUGAUCGAGUACGAAGACAACGACAUGGUUGUCGUCAACAAGCCAAGCACGAUUCCCGUGCACCCGUGCGGUGCGUACCGCCACAACUCGAUGACGUUUAUUUUGGCGAUCGACCAUCAGCGCCACCCGCUGUAUCCCGUGCAUCGCCUCGACCGCCUCACGUCCGGCUUGCUCGUCCUCGCCAAGUCGCCCGAGAAAGCACAGACCAUGUCGGAGCAGCUCGUGGACCGAAGCAUGCAAAAGUUCUACGUGGCCAAAGUCGCCGGUCGCUUCCCGACGCCCGAACGUGACGCAGCGUCGUCCGUGUUUCCUGUGGGAGCCUCUCGCGUAGAUUCUGGCGUUGUCACGAUCGCUGACGACCGAUUGACGCCGUACUGGAAGGUGGAUGCGCCGCUCAAGCGCAUCUCGGAGAGUGAGAACCGGCAUGGGUGCGCGCUGGACGGCAAGGCGAGCCAAACCCUCAUCCGCGUCCUGCAAGCCUCCGACGAGUUCAGCGUCAUCGAGUGUCUCCCGCUCACGGGUCGCCAGCACCAGAUCCGCGUGCAUCUGCAGUUGCUCGGGUUCCCCAUCGCCAACGACCCGACGUACGGCCCGUCGUCGUUUCUGGCGUCCAUUCCCGUCAAGCGGCCACUGCCGACGGCGCCGGUGCUCCACGACGAGCUGUGCCCGACAUGCCGCGACGGCGAGGCCGCCUCGUUCAACUGGGAGCAGCUCGAAUGCCAAGGCUUGUGGCUUCACGCGUACCGCUACAAGGGCGACACGUUCGAUGUGCGCGUGGCGUUGCCGGAUUGGGCCCCUGUCGUCUAG